UUAAAUCACAUAUUGAACAAUCACUCAAAAUAAUGACAAUUUUAAGCAUUGGAGAAAUCCUUUUAGGAGUUCUUAUUUUCAUUGUAAUCUACUAUUGGAGGAUCAAUAGAAACACACCCAUGACAAAAUGGCCGGUGCUUGGAAUGUUACCUGCUCUUAUGCAUAACAUGUCUAAUAACUAUGAGUAUAUAAACUCAAUUUUGAAACAAAACAAUGGAACUUUCAUUUUUGAAGGACCAUGGUUAACAAACUUGAAGAUUGUUUAUACAAGCGAUCCGAUGAACGUGCAACACAUUACAAUCACAAAAUUUGAAAACUAUGGGAAAGGAGACAAAUUCAGAGAGAUUUUUGAAUUUCUUGGAGAAGGAAUUUUUAGGUCUGAUUUCCACAAAUGGAAGUACAAUAGAACACUACUUCAUUCAAUCUUUAAGCAAGAAAAUUUUAAGGUAUUUAUUUACAAAACUGUUGCGAAAAAAGUUGAUAGUUCUCUUCUUGUUUUUCUUGAUCAUGCUUGUAAACAAGGUUUACAAAUUGAUUUGCAAGAUGUUUUUCAUCGGUUAACCUUCGACAACAUAUGUUCUAUAGUAUUAGGAUUUGAUCCGAAUUGUCUUUCUAUUGAACUCCCUGAAGUUGAAUAUGAGAGAGCCUUUUCUCAAUAUGAGGAGGCAAUAUUUUAUAGAAUUUUCAAGCCUAAAUUCUUAUGGAAGCUACAAAAAUGGCUUAAAAUUGGUGUAGAGAAAAAUAUUACAAAGAAUGAAAAAAUUCUUGAACAAAUGUUGUAUGCAUCAAUAAAAUCUAAAAGAAAAAUACAAUACCAACAACAAUUUAACUUGCUAAGUGCCCUUAUGAAAGAAACUGGAGACGGAAAAAAUUCGAUAGAUGAUAUGUUUCUGAGAGACACGACAAUUAAUUUACUUGGAGCGGGGAGAGACACUAUUAGUUCGUGCCUCACUUGGUUUUUCUGGUUGGUGGCAACCCACCCUUUUAUCGAAGCUAAGAUUCUUGAAGAGAUUAAAGAAAAUUUACCAUCAAGAGAUGGUAAUUGGAAAGAUUUAGGAAUGGAAGGUCUUACAAAGUUGAUUUAUCUACAUGGAGCUUUAUGUGAAGCCUUAAGGCUUUAUCCACCAGUGCCUUAUGAGCUUCAAUCUUCAUUGAAACCUGAUGUACUUCCUAGUGGACAUAAGAUUAAGUCAAAUACAAUGAUAAUAUAUUCUUUGUAUUCAGUUGGAAGAGUGGAAGAAAUUUGGGGAGAAGAUUGCUUGGAAUUCAAGCCAGAGAGGUGGAUUUCAAAGAAAGGAGGGAUAAUUCAUGUACCAUCUUAUAAGUUCAUUGCUUUUAAUGCCGGACCAAGGACUUGUUUGGGUAAGGAAUUAAGCUUCAUUGAGAUGAAAAUUAUUGCUGCAAUAAUAUUGUUGAAUUAUCAUAUUAAGGUGGUGGAAUGUCAUCCCAUAAUUCCUUGUGUUUCUGAAGUCUUACACAUGAAACAUGGCUUGAAAGUUAUGGUGAAUAAAAGAAGCAUUUGAUGAUUAAGGGAGAUCUUAUAAAAAUAACUGAACUAUGUUCAGAAGCUACUUGUAGUGUAGUGUUUAUUUAAAUUUGACUUUUGACUUGUAAUUUGUAUUUUUCAUGGUAAUAACUCCUCUACUUAAUUAAGAGAUAUAAGAUACGGUCGUUUUCGU
Messenger RNA from Trifolium pratense (red clover), 1679 nucleotides. RefSeq names its product alkane hydroxylase MAH1-like. Bases 33 to 1523 code for a protein of 496 amino acids. The record is from RefSeq and is a predicted model, not a curated record. Gene Ontology annotation, molecular function: oxidoreductase activity, acting on paired donors, with incorporation or reduction of molecular oxygen; heme binding; monooxygenase activity. Lineage: Eukaryota; Viridiplantae; Streptophyta; Magnoliopsida; Fabales; Fabaceae. The transcript has a single exon.